Molecule: messenger RNA, 1166 nt
Organism: Oxyura jamaicensis (ruddy duck)
Lineage: Eukaryota; Metazoa; Chordata; Aves; Anseriformes; Anatidae
Gene: NOL12
Product: nucleolar protein 12
Exons: 6
Coding region: 65-712 (215 amino acids)
Cellular component (GO): nucleolus
Molecular function (GO): RNA binding
Source: RefSeq, a predicted model, not a curated record
CCCCUCGCGGCCGGGAGGCGACGGAAGGGGCGGGCGGUGGGACAAGGAGCCGCGUGGGGCAGCCAUGGGGCGUAAGAAGAAGAAGAAGGGGUCGGGGGGAGCGGCUUCGCGGCUGGUGGUGACUUUCGAUGAGGAGAGGCGGAGGGAGUACCUGACCGGCUUCCACAAACGGAAGGUGGAGCGGAGGAAGGUGGCCCUGGAGGAGAUCAAAAAGAAGCUGAAGGAGGAGCAGAGGAAGAUGAAGGAGGAGCGGCACAAGGAGUACCUGAAGAUGCUGAGCGAGAGGGAGGAAGCGCUCGAAGAGUUUGAUGAGCUGGAGCACUUGGUAACCUCACGGACAGAGUCAGUGAACAUCGACCACCCAAACCACAUUGUAACGGUGACCACCAUCAGUGACCUGGACCUCUCAGGUGCACGCCAGCUGGGACUGACCACCCCUGAGGGAAAAAGUGAUGGUUCAGAAGAGAAGGGGGAAGAAGUGGUGAACAAGCCUGUAAGAACAGUGCCCAAGAAGUCCAGAAACCCCCUCCUGUCUGAAAAGAUCUCUGCUCUUACCGCCACACUGCACAUGCACAGCCGGAAAAAGUCAAAAGGAAAGCGACCCCAACGUGGGCAAGGCCCACGGCAGAAAAUCCAGAAACCCGCCAUGAGGCGAACCACCAAGACUCAGCGACGGAGACUGACGGGCAAAAUGGGCUGCGACCAGGAUUAACGGAGAGCCUGGUGCUCAGAGCAGCCGCUGGGACAGUUUGCAUCUGACCUGCUGCUCUUUGUGGUCUCUUCAUCACGGGCAAGGACCUUGUUUACUCGGCUCUCUGACCAGCAGUGAGCCCAGUUCAGCCCUUCUCUCACCUGAGUGCUGGCCAGGGGCACUAGAUGCUCUGCCUAUUUAUUUCUGCAGUGUCUCCAACCUAAGUGUCUGCCCUGAAGUCUCUAAAAACUCGUGCUGGCGGUCAGAUUCUCUGUUUGGCAUAACCCUUCUGUCCCUGAGCCUCCCCUUCCAGAGGUUUUAUCUUGGUUUAUCAAAGGAGGGGAUCUAGCGCUGAGUGCAGCAGGCACACCACCAGGGCAACUUGUGAAACCAGGAAGAGCUCUGCUCCCACUCAAGCACCAGUGCCUUGGUGUUUCUGCUCUACAGUAAAUCCUUCUUCCGUGAAGACGUGGAA